AUGGUGGAAGGGUCAAGCGAUCUGCGCCGUAUUCUGGAGGAGUUUGUGGCCAGACUCAAGACCUCGCCACUGUGGCUGGACGUGACUAGCAGCAUAGUAAAUGGACUCUCGGGAAGUCAGCGGCCUGCUGCGGAGAUGCUCGACAUGCUAGAGCAGAUCGUAGCCUUGCGCCCUUCGCAGUGGCUUGGCUUCGUGAGCGCGCGACCCAGCUGGAGCGAGGCGGACUUGAGCUACCUCCUGCACGCCGCUAUCUAUGGUACAGACUCGCACACCCUGGCCGCUCUUCUGUCGUCCGUGGAUGAUAUGAAGAGAGUAAUCCGAAAGAGAAGCGAAACGGGGACUGGCGGGGUAACCAAGAGAAACACGGACGACAUGGAAGAGCUGUUCCAGGCGAUUCAGGCCAUGGGCGCAGUUGCAUUCUCGGAGAAAAUUCUUCAAAAUGUUAAUCACACCUAUUUGUUGUCUGAGAUUGACAAACUAAGAAUCGAGGCGCUCUUGACAUCCAGCUGGCUGACUGCAGUGACCACGUACAUGACAGAUGCCGUGUCAAGCUUAUCAGAUCUGAGUCAGCUUGGAGCAGUUAUGGACAUCAGCAAGAUUAUUUCUGGCGAAGUAGACCCCGUCAGCUUCUUAACAGGAUCGGUGCAGCUGCUGCAGAUGCAGAUGUGGGAAAAUCUGGGAAACAGCUUCCUAGGCAUCCUGAGUCAGGGCGCGGAUAUCAUAUCGGGGUCGAAGCUGGAGGACGACCUCAUGCAAGUGGUCAAGGGCAUUGCGGGCCUGCAAGCUGCUAGCAACCUCGGCACUAUGGACUUCACUAUCCCCACCACGGCCAUGAUCACCAACUGGACGUCCAUGGCGGAGUACCUGACGGAGGAACUGGAUAUAGAGGAACUUGUGGUUGAGGCCCUGAGUCGCUCGGAACUCAAUCUGAUGGCGGUCCUUUCCCUGGAGGACUUGACCCUAGAAGAGGUCAUCUGCGAGGCCAAGCAGGUCGUCCGCGUGGUGACCUUGGCCGAGGACAGCCCCGUGACCCCGGCCAACCUGAGUGCCUCCCUCUGCCACUCCAGCGACGCCGAGGCCCUGGCAGCGACGUUCCUCCAACACCUCAACCUCGGGCCUCUCGUCCAGACGCUGACGAAGUUCGGCAUCAACGCCACCCUCGCCUCCCGGGGAACGACCCUGGACCAGCUCGUGAAGGACAUGGCGACGCUGAGCACGGUGUCCAAAGGGCUCCCCAACAUGGCCUCCACCUUCAGCGCCCUCCGCGGCAUCAUGGACACCCUCAGGCAGGACGCGGCGGAGUUGAAUCAGCAGGAGAAGCAGGCGGGUCUCCUCGGCAACAGCACGACGGGAUCGGUGCUGGGUGAACUUUCGUGUAAGACGAUGGUCCGUUGUUCAGCUUAA
This is a messenger RNA of Penaeus vannamei (Pacific white shrimp), 1404 nucleotides long. The record is from RefSeq and is a predicted model, not a curated record. Lineage: Eukaryota; Metazoa; Arthropoda; Malacostraca; Decapoda; Penaeidae.